GCUGCCAAUCCGGGCGGGGAGGCGCCCGCUCGGCUCGGCUUCGCGCGCCACCCCUCGCCGCGGCUCUCCUCCCUUCCUCGCCCGCGUCGGUGCCGCCGGGAGUCCGGAGCCGGAGCCCGGGAACAAAAGCCGGAGUUGGCCGCGCCGACGGGGACCCUUGCCCGGCUUGGAGAGCCGCCCUUGCUUGGAGAGCCGGGGAAACUUUGCGCUCCAGCCCUCUCGGGGUUUUGCGCAGCGCAGGACGCGGCGGAGGAGCGCACGCCUGGCCGGGCUCGGGAGCGGGCAGCUGCCCAAGCAGGGCCGGGAGGAGCCGCUCCAUCGCCGCCGCCGCCGCCCCGGGGAAGGCGGCCGAACAAAGCCGCCGGCGCCGCUUCGCGACCCAGCGCCAGCAGCAGCAGCGGCGGCAGCAGCAGCGGCAGACGGAGCCGCCCGCGGUCGGCCGGGGCGAUGGAGGACCAGCCCCGGUUGAUGCACUCUCACGCCGGCGUGGGCAUGGCCGGGCACCCCGCGCUGCCCCAGCACAUGCAGGACGGAGGCGGCGGCGCGGAGGGCGAGGGGGGCCGCAAGCAGGACAUCGGGGACAUUUUGCAGCAGAUCAUGACCAUCACCGACCAGAGUUUGGAUGAGGCGCAGGCCAGGAAACACGCUUUGAACUGCCACAGAAUGAAACCAGCACUUUUUAACGUCUUGUGUGAAAUCAAAGAGAAAACAGUGUUGAGUAUCCGAGGGGCUCAAGAGGAAGAACCCACAGACCCUCAGCUGAUGCGCCUGGACAACAUGCUCUUAGCAGAAGGGGUAGCGGGACCCGAGAAAGGAGGCGGCUCGGCAGCGGCGGCAGCAGCAGCUGCAGCAUCGGGAGGUGCCGGCUCAGACAAUUCUGUGGAGCAUUCCGACUACAGAGCGAAACUUUCUCAGAUUCGGCAGAUUUAUCAUACUGAGUUGGAGAAAUACGAACAGUCCCAGGCAUGCAACGAGUUCACCACCCACGUAAUGAACCUACUGCGGGAGCAAAGCAGGACCCGGCCCAUCUCGCCCAAGGAAAUAGAGCGGAUGGUCAGCAUCAUCCAUCGCAAGUUCAGCUCCAUCCAGAUGCAGCUCAAACAGAGCACGUGCGAAGCGGUCAUGAUCCUGCGCUCCCGAUUUCUCGAUGCGCGACGGAAGAGACGAAACUUCAACAAGCAAGCUACAGAAAUCCUCAAUGAGUAUUUCUAUUCCCACCUCAGCAACCCUUACCCCAGUGAGGAAGCCAAAGAGGAACUAGCCAAGAAAUGUGGCAUCACAGUCUCACAGGUAUCAAACUGGUUUGGAAAUAAGCGAAUCCGGUACAAGAAGAACAUAGGUAAAUUUCAAGAGGAAGCCAAUAUUUAUGCUGCCAAAACAGCUGUCACUGCUACAAAUGUGUCAGCUCAUGGAAGUCAAGCUAACUCACCCUCAACUCCCAAUUCAGCUGGUUCUUCCAGUUCUUUUAACAUGUCAAACUCUGGAGAUUUGUUCAUGAGCGUGCAGUCACUCAAUGGGGAUUCUUACCAAGGGGCCCAGGUUGGAGCCAACGUGCAGUCACAGGUGGAUACCCUUCGCCAUGUUAUCAGCCAGACAGGAGGAUACAGUGAUGGGCUCGCAGCGAGUCAGAUGUAUAGUCCGCAGGGCAUCAGUGCUAAUGGAGGUUGGCAAGAUGCUACGACUCCUUCGUCAGUGACUUCCCCCACAGAAGGCCCUGGCAGCGUUCACUCCGAUACCUCCAACUGAGCUCCCAGCAAUUCAGCAUUCCUUUCUUCCCCCCCACACCGCAGCCAGGCGGAGGUGGGGGCUGAGAAGGGAGGGGUUUUCUCUCCUGCUGUUGAAGCCAUCGGGCUGGAUCCAGAACCGGUUGGCGAACACAAGAAUCUCCUUCUCUUCUCUCUGUUGGGAUGCUUUUUUUCAGCCAAUCUGGACUCUUCUUUAUACUCUCUUCCCUUCCUUUUCUGGGUAGAAGCCACCUUUCACCGCCACCAUCGAAACAAAACAAACACUUCUCAAAAGUCUUCGUUCAUUUUCAUGAAUUUUGAUUUUUCUCUUGAGGAGCCAGUCUUUACGUUGCUGCAGUCUACCGGGCACCCGCCUCCUCCUGUUUCUCUGGUGUUCUCACUACCUCUUUGCAAGAGUCAACUAAGCCCUCUCCUUGGCCGACAAGUCCACCUCCUCCUCUUAAGGACAACAUUUCUGUUCCUCAGAAAUCUUGAACUCUUGUGAGAUGCCUCCAAGAUGUACUCUGUUACAGGCUGAAUAAAUGCAGUCCUGGGUCUGUAAAGUAUGUCCACAACACGCCUGUCCCUCUUCUCCAGUUGUCGAGAGGAUCAGGAAAAUACUAGCAGAUAUACCCCCUUGCCAUCCUGGCCUUGCAUCAAGCCCUUAGUCCCAUCUUCCGCCACAUCUCACAGCUGCUAAGCCACAGUUCCCCACCUGCUCUAUGUUGUCAUCCCGCGCACUAGUAUCAUAAUUUGGCCUGUGGGUACUUUUGCACCUAGGAAGUGUGCAUCUGGUACUUAGACUAAAAUAAUAUGAAUUCCAUAAAUUUGGAUAGUGGGCUUCCUGUGCAUAAUUUAUUAUUUUUCUGGUAUCCAUGUCUUUAAAGAGUUUGGGGAAAUGCUUGGAAUCAUUUGGAAACUUUUUUGAGGUUGAACCAUAAAAAGGAAAGCUGGCAAGAUUUUUUUUGGGGGGGGGGGGGGGAAACUUCAUGAGGGACCAAGGGAUUGAAAGACGCAAGGAAUCGAGAUGCCCACUGCCUCACAGUCAGAUUUGCAAACCUCCCCAUAGCAUUGCUGAUGCGUUUCCAGGGGGUUGUGCCCGAUCAUGAGAAAUUUAGUGUUUUUUAAAAUACGAAAGAAGAGAUCUCAGGUUGCCAUAUUCCGGACAAGGUAUCUAGUCCUGGUCUUGUACCAUGAAUCUUCAGAGAGGGCAAGAUGCAGCAUUGAUUACAGUUCUGCCUACCAAUGUUUAUUGCAUCAGCAAGGAGGGAAAAAACAGAGUCUAGCUUCUAAAAAAAUGAAGGACAGCGAAGAGCAGUAACGCAUAGGCAUUUUACCACAGGGGUUCAAGUAAUAAGGGAUUGGGCUUGUCUGGUUUUGCACACUGCUGACCAAUUUCUAUAUAGAUCCUCACCUUUUUGAAGAAAUCUAAUUUUUUUUAUCCUGAAAAAGAAAAUUGAAGUCUUGACCUAUCAUUUUGGGGAAGAGCUACACUGGCCAGGUUUCUUCCAAUUCCCUCUCCACCCCCACCCCUCGCAAAGUGUUAAUAAGAAACAGUUGAGGAGAAUAGUUUUGGCUUGUAUACACUCUUUAGAUUUAAAGGAAAGAUUUUUUUUUUGACCAUUGGAAAUGAAUACUGAAACACGCU
Molecule: messenger RNA, 3372 nt
Organism: Sphaerodactylus townsendi
Lineage: Eukaryota; Metazoa; Chordata; Lepidosauria; Squamata; Sphaerodactylidae
Gene: PBX1
Product: PBX homeobox 1
Exons: 9
Coding region: 448-1746 (432 amino acids)
Biological process (GO): regulation of transcription by RNA polymerase II; animal organ morphogenesis; neuron development
Cellular component (GO): nucleus
Molecular function (GO): RNA polymerase II cis-regulatory region sequence-specific DNA binding; DNA-binding transcription factor activity, RNA polymerase II-specific
Source: RefSeq, a predicted model, not a curated record